This is a messenger RNA of Knipowitschia caucasica, 240 nucleotides long. The record is from the annotation of a GenBank genome assembly. Lineage: Eukaryota; Metazoa; Chordata; Actinopteri; Gobiiformes; Gobiidae.
AUGAAAAGCCUCGAGUCUGCAGCCUACGGGUCUAGAGCCAGUGUGUGGGUGUGGUCAGAGUGUGUGAGGGUGUGGUCAGAGUGUGUGGGUGUGGUCAGAGUGUGUGUGGGUGUGGUCAGAGUGUGUGAGGGUGUGGUCAGAGUGUGUGUGGGUGUGGUCAAAGUAGUGUGUGUGGGUGUGGUCAAAGUGUGUGUGGGUGUGGUCAGAGUGUGUGUGGGUGUGGUCAGAGUGUGUGUGUGA